Trichoderma citrinoviride is the source of this 3807-nucleotide messenger RNA. RefSeq lists its product as hypothetical. The transcript is spliced from 9 exons. NCBI's taxonomy places the organism in Eukaryota, Fungi, Ascomycota, Sordariomycetes, Hypocreales, Hypocreaceae. The coding region runs from base 326 to 3544 and encodes 1072 amino acids. The record is from RefSeq and is a predicted model, not a curated record.
UCGUCAGGUUAGGCCCGAAGAAACAACAGGCCGGGUCCGAGUCUGUUAGGGUUCGCCUCGCCUUGCCGUCCCAGACGCUGACUGGAUGCCGUCGAGCCCCUGAGAGGCUCUUCGCGAUCGGCGCCGCCAGGGUUCGGCUCUUGGCUGGACUGGACAAGCAUCUGGGAGCUUCACGACCCUGUCCUCCGGGCCCAGCGGGAGCGCGGCAGCAAAGUUGUGUCCAGCGCUUAUCCGCUUCCCUCUCUGAAAGUGCUGGGAACGACCGGUGCAUCCACUACGUUUUUGCGGUUUUCCCACCGAGCUUGAUCGGAGCAGCCACGUCCGGAUGCAUGCCUCUCACGCAAAGAGAGACUCGGAGCUCUCUGCCGCCAGCUCGUCGCUGUCAACCUCGUCGCUCUUCUCCUCUGGUCACGGCCCCUUCUUCUCCAAUGCCUCUGAACCGCUGGGCCCGUCGCCUCUCAUGCACCUCCCACGCCCCGCCCUCUCCUCCAAGCUCCCUCCUCUCAGAAUCCCGACGCCGUCGACCGAACGGCGAGACUCCCUCAUAACCUACGCAUACUCUAGCCAGCGCUCCGCCGCGCCGAGGAGCGCCGUCGACGCCGAUGUCGAACCCCUCCUCCCGCCGCUCAAGAGGAGCAGGGUCGGCAGCUUGCCUCGCCUCCAGUCCAUUGGAGAGCUCCGCCUCUUCCACGACCAGCAGCCGUGUUUGCGCUGUAGAGCGACCCAGAAGGAGUGCGAUAGAGGCCAGCCAUGCUCGGCCUGCUCGAACCUGCCAUUGAUAGGCUCCGAGGACCAUUGGGCCGUCAUUGGGUGCUUCCGGAGCUCUCUCAGCGCAUUUACCGACUACUUAUUGCCAGGCACUUCUUUCUCACAGGGACAGAUCCAUACACCCACGUCUUCCACAUCACCCACACGACGACAAAAUGUAAACGACUACCUACAAAGGACGUGUAUUUUCCCAGCGCACAUCGGUGAUCACGUCAGGACCUGCUUGGACUAUCGAGAUGCGUUCUGGUGGUCAGGACAACAAUCUUAUAGGAGCUUUGAUGGACAUGUUGAGGCGCAACAGCUGACCAGGGAUAUGGCCGACCGCCCUCCCCCAAUUCUCUGCGCCCUCGCCGCUAGCUGGAACUGCCAGGAGACGUCAAGUAACCCGCUCGAUCUCCUGAGGUAUACCGGAUACAUAUGUCCCUCCCGUGAGGUUGAGGAGUCACAGUACCCGGUCUUGUAUCAUGCGAAAGUGCUGCUCCGAGAGACCGCAUUCUACUGCCUAUUACACCCCAAGCCCGUGAUUCAACUGGAUCCCAGCUACGGAUAUCGACCUCCCUCGGACCGCCUGGACUUUACGGGAGAGCACAGUCGCCUUGUCGAGCAGGCCAUGGUGAUAUUCUUGCAGACGUUUGAGGCCAUUGCUUUGCGGAGUUCCCCUCUCCAGUCGAAGGAGUGGCUGGCCGUCUUCUAUUCCCUGUGUAUCUUUAGCAUAGUUCGGACUCUGCUCAUGGACCUCGCUUCAGUCUCCGUGCUGCCUUAUCCCGCGUUUCGACAUCGGACCCCCCUUAGAGACAGCCCUCAGAACACGAUAGACAGCGUAUACAAGGCCCUUGUCCACCUGUUCAUCACGGGCGGACCGAUGUUGACGGACGGCUCGCCCAGCGACGUGCCACAGGAAGACGUCCCCGUGUACGAGCUGACGCGGCGCAUCAUGCGCAUGGACACCUGGCAAGCCCGGGAUAUUCGCUCCAGUGCAGACUUUCUCAUGAGCUUAGGGAGCGGAAGGACCAAGGAUGUGUACGGCUACAACGGCUUCAUCCGUCCUUCGCGACCAGUUGCCACACCCAGCAGUGAUUCUCAGCUAUCGACGCCCCAGUCCGUUUCGGCGCGUGAGCCGCGCUGGUCAUCCGUGGGAAGCUCCGCGUUUCCCCCGUCAUCUUCACACCGGGAAAUACUGCUUGGACCGCGUCCAGAGGCGCUGGAUGACGCCAACAUCAGUCGCGGUGCCGUCGCGUCGUCCCUAAGCCAGCCGGUCCCAGAACAUGUUGGACGUGCCAGGAGACAUACGGUUGCGGAAGCACCGACCAACAUCAACCCUUCGAGCUCAAUCUUUGGAAACCACUUAACGCCCAUGAGAUUCAAGCCGGCCUAUCAGAGACCGCCUCUUCGGCGCGUAUUUUGUCGCAAGUGUCACGAAUACCCCGAAGGAUUCCGCGGCGAGCACGAGCUGAGGCGGCAUACGGAUGCUAAACACGCAGCGUUGGUAAAGCGAUGGGUUUGCUGCGAGCCCGAAGGACAAAGCCCAGCGGCUCCGCAGCCUGCCAUUCCCCUGUCGAGCUGCAAAGCCUGCGUGAUGCAGAAGCACUAUGGUGCCUACUACAACGCGGCCGCUCACCUCCGCCGGGCUCACUUCAACCCCCACCGCGGAGGCAAGGCCAGCGGGGACUGGCCGCCCAUGUCGCUCCUGAAGGACUGGAUGCGCGAGGUGAGACAGUCCGUGGCGGAAGCGGCCGGGGACGCGGACAAUGACAUGUCGAGUGACGGCGAGGAGGAUGAAGACGUCAAGCAGCCGACGAGGACGGUGCCGCUGGCAGCCAUACCACCGGCGCCCGUGAUGGAGCUGCCGCCCAUGCCCAUCAACAGUGGCCAUCUGUCGAUGUCGUCCGUCGGCCCGAUGACGGUAUCGCCGAACGUCAGGGAAGAGCCGGUGCCGUGGGAAAUGGUCUCUAGAAGUCCGGCCGGUCGACUGGCACCGCCGCCGCCGCCUCCUCCGCUGUCGCUGCCACCCCCGUCAUCCGCCCAGCCGCCGAUUCCGCACCACUUACCACGGCCGAUCCCGACACCGCCAGCGCCCGAAAAUCGAAGCCGGUGUCCGUUCCCCGACUGCGGACGCGUGUUCAAAGACCUCGCAGCGCACAUGCUCACGCACCAGGAGGAGAGGCCGGAGAAGUGCCCCAUCGAGUCGUGCGAAUAUCACACAAAGGGGUUUGCUCGCAAGUAUGACAAGAACCGGCACGCGCUCACCCACUACCGAGGCACCAUGGUCUGUCCGUUCUGUCCUGGUGUCGGCUCAGCGUACGCAAAGGCGUUCAACCGAGCAGACGUGUUCAAGCGCCAUCUCGCCGCGGCCCAUCAGGUCGAGCAGGCGCCUCUGCAUAGCCAUACGACCAACAGAGGCGGUCGGCUCAUCACGCUGUCUGCAAACUCGGGGGCCAGCGCCAUCUGCUCCAUUUGCAACAACCGCUUCGCAGCGCCACAGGACUUUUACGAGCACCUGGACGACUGCGUGCUGAGCGUCAUCGUUCCGGCGGGAACCCGAGCGGCCAUGGAAACGAAUAACGAUGCUAACGACGACGAGAAGAAGACGGUAAGAGGAGGAUCAGCCGGCGCCGGAGGAGCUGGCGCAGCCGGGGAACGGACCGCCGGAAAUGGGAACGGAAAUGGAAAUGGGACAGGGAACGGGAACGGGACAGGAACAGGAACAGGAUCCAUUGACGGUACACAACCAAUGAUUUAUAUAAGAAGAGCAAAGAAGUCUUCCCGGAUGGAAUGAGCUCUUGCUUUGUUUGUUUUUUUUUUUUUUUUUCUUCCCCUCCUCUUGUCUUUUUCUGGUCAUGUCAUUGUUUUGUUGUUUGAUUUCCUUGGAGCGAUUCCCUUUCCUUGUUCUGUUUCCGACGGGUAUACGCCGUGGAUAUUGCGAGCGAAUGUAAAUACACGAAUCAUAGCGUAGCGAUGCUCAUUGUUGACUUUUGGAGGCGGACCGGAUGAUGAACGGGAGCGUGUGUCGUUGAGCUAGGAGCUUGUAGGCGUGAAGCA